Dinoponera quadriceps is the source of this 1466-nucleotide messenger RNA. RefSeq names its product inhibitor of growth protein 1. Gene Ontology annotation, cellular component: nucleus. Gene Ontology annotation, biological process: positive regulation of DNA-templated transcription. Lineage: Eukaryota; Metazoa; Arthropoda; Insecta; Hymenoptera; Formicidae. Bases 172 to 1086 code for a protein of 304 amino acids. The record is from RefSeq and is a predicted model, not a curated record. The transcript is spliced from 3 exons.
UCCCUCCAUCCGGGAUCGUACCAACUGUUCGAGAUCUGUUGAGUAGUGUACGCCGUAUAAAUAAUACGGAAAAUCGGAGAAGCGGCUCCGACGCAGCUUGGUCGCGCGUCACCGUCGUAUACCUGUGGUGUUUGAAGGAAAGUGAGAGAGAAGAGGAGCAACAACGCCAAGAUGUUGAACCAGGCGGUGGUCGAGGCUCUGUACUCUGCGACGUACAUUGAAAACUAUCUGGACUGUGUGGAAAAUCUGCCGAACGACCUGCAGAGACACGUCUCCCGACUACGAGAGUUAGACGCCACAUGUCAAACAUAUCUGCGUGAGGUGGAUCAACAACAAGAAGCACUGUGCAGCGAUACGGAUUUGGCAACUAAAAGGAGAGCAAUGGUGAGAAUACAGCAAGCUCUGAUCGCAGCGCAAGAAAUUGGUGAUGAGAAAUUAGAUAUCGUUCAGCAGAUACAAGAUCAUAUAGAAAACAAGGCCAAACAGUUGGAGUUGGAUUAUCAGAAUUUAGAUUUCGGCAAGGAACAAGAGUGCUCCGAGUCUGCCCGCGAGGCGAACAUAAACAGCAACACGAACAACGCGAGUCACGCAAACAGCACGGAACGCCAGCCGAAGCGUGCUAGAAGAACGAGGACCGAAACUUUGGUAGAAUCGGCUCAUUCAAUGGACAUGUUAGUCAUGGCAGAGACUCGUUCCUCGGCAUUGCCCAGCACUAGUAACGGCCAAAAGAAAACAACUGCGGCUACUACCGGCAAAAAGAAGAAGAGAAAAUCUCGACAAGGCAACCAGCAGAAUCAACAUCGCGAAGACACGCCGCCGCCACCGGAGGAUGAUCUUGCUAUCGAUCCGGAUGAACCUACUUAUUGCUUGUGCGACCAGAUAUCUUAUGGCGAGAUGAUUCUCUGUGACAAUGACCUGUGUCCCAUAGAGUGGUUCCAUUUCUCUUGCGUUUCCCUGACUACUAAACCUAAGGGAAAAUGGUUCUGUCCUAAGUGUCGUGGCGACCGACCCAACGUCAUGAAACCGAAAGCGCAAUUCCUCAAGGAGCUGGAACGAUAUAACAAGGAGAAAGAGGAAAAGUCGUAGCAAGAGGAGAAUGCGGAAAGGCUUAAAAGUUUUGGCAGAAUUAAUUGGACUUGAUCAUCAGGCAAGAUUCCCGUGAAAUAGAUGAAUUUUAAUCUUGACACGUAUGAAGACUCGUGGAUUAAAAUCUCGUAUUCCACGGAAAUCUCAAUUUACUGAUACAUACAUGUACAUUUGUUUUUGUAAAUUCAAUUCUUUCGUAUAAAAGUCAAUAUCACCGAAGAGCGAUGGUGUCGCCGAUUAUUCAAGCGACACCAUCGUUCUCUUAAUUGUAAAAAUAUAUUCAAACAUUUUGUUUCUAAGUCGUAGAUAAUAACUGACUGUAUAAAACACAUUAUUGUACAUAAGGCGUAAUAUCAUUAUUAUUAAAUUUGAGUCACAAA